AUGACCAAAAUACAAGAAAAUGAAGAUCGACGCGCAACGUCGCCUUUGAUUGCCGGCGUCGUCGGAGAGACGCGGGUCUGCAUUAGUUCCUCAAUGGACUUAAAAAGUCGCGUUCGCGGUUUAUGGCGUCGGCUUCAUCUUAAGGCUUUUUGUCAACAUAUUGGUCUACUGGUGGCCUUAGCAAGUUAUACACUUCUUGGAGGACUGGUAUUCAGAAAAUUGGAAUAUUCGGCCGAAAUCUUAAAAAUAAAUUUUUAUAAAGAUUUAUUAAUAAAAAAAAGGCAAAACUUAAUCGAAACUAUAGUUAAUAACACCGAUGUGACAAAUCUGGAUUACCUUAUAGAGCAUGAGUUGGAUGUUUACGAUAAAGCUUUAGAGGCAUCCUUUAAAAAUGGAAUAUUCCUUAAUCCAAAUGCCGAAAUGGCUAAAUGGACCACUCUAAAAUCAGUAUUUUUCUGUUCAACCGUUUUAACAACCAUAGGGUAUGGAAAUAUCGUACCGAUGACUACUGAGGGAAAAUCGUUUUGUAUAGUGUUUGCCUUAGUUGGAAUACCACUGACAUUGACCGUAAUUGCUGAUUGGGGCAGAUUAUUUGCGUCCACUUUGUCUGCUGUGAUUAAAAAAAUUCCACCCUUACCAAAAAGUUUAAGAAAUGCUAUGGUAGCUAGGCGAACUUCUUCCUAUGCCCUAACAGCAGUCUGUUUUUUAUUUUGCUACCUGGCAAUAGGGGCUGCCAUUUUUGUUUUAUGGGAGGAAGACUGGAGUUUCUUUGACGGAUUUUAUUUUUGCUUUAUUACGAUGACUACAAUUGGAUUUGGUGAUCUCGUUCCAAAACAACCAAAAUACAUGCUUUUUUGCACACUCUAUAUUCUGGUGGGCUUAGCCUUGACUUCUACAAUUAUAGAGCUGGUACGUAGACAAUACGCUCAAUCUUGGAGACAACUUCAAGCCCUACGCGGUCCUUUAGCAGAGAAUUUAAGAAAGCUUGCUGAAAAUGCACCUGGGUUAGACGUAUUGUCCUUUCAGCAAGACUUAAUGAAAGUUUUGACUGUCGUUUCGAUGCCAAAACGAAUAGGCAGUCGCAGAGAUAAAAAAUCUAAAGAAAAAGCUGAAAGGGAAUGGGAGGAAGCCCUGCAAGCCGUUAUCCAGGAUAUGACCACUAAAGCUGCCAAUAAAGAGUCCCCAGUUUUGCAAAUUGUUAUUUACGAAAGCUCUGUAUAAUAAAGUGUUAUGCUUUUACGUG
Messenger RNA from Anthonomus grandis grandis, 1243 nucleotides. Its product is annotated as TWiK family of potassium channels protein 7-like. Gene Ontology annotation, cellular component: membrane. The record is from RefSeq and is a predicted model, not a curated record. Gene Ontology annotation, biological process: potassium ion transmembrane transport; stabilization of membrane potential. Lineage: Eukaryota; Metazoa; Arthropoda; Insecta; Coleoptera; Curculionidae. Gene Ontology annotation, molecular function: potassium ion leak channel activity.